AUGAAGAACAAAACCACUGUCAACUACUUUGUUCUCUUGGGGAUUUCCAAUAAUCCAUACGCCCAGGUUUUCCUCUUCCUGGUCUUCUUAGUUAUCUAUCUGCAAACCCUGCUAGGGAAUGUGGUGAUCAUGCUGGCAAUAAGGAAUGAUUCUCACCUUCAAACCCCCAUGUACUUUUUCCUGUUCCACUUGUCCUUCCUGGACCUCUGUUAUUCCUCAGUCACCGUCCCAAACAUGCUGCAAAACAUCCUAACAGGAAAGAAAACAAUUUCCCUCCCUGGCUGCAUUACACAGAUGAGCUUCAUUCUUCUGAUGGGCUGCACCGAAGCUUUCAUACUCUCGGCAAUGGCUUAUGACCGAUACGUUGCCGUAUGUGCCCCGCUGCAUUAUGUGAGGAUCAUGGAUAAGCGAUUGUGUGGACAAUUGGUGGGUGGCGCAUGGUUAAUUAGUGCAUUCUUUUCCCUGGUAAACACCACUCCUGUGUUAUUUCUACACUUCUGUGGGACCAACAAAAUCAAUGGUUUAAGCUGUGAGCUCCCAUCCCUUUUAGCACUGUCCUGCACGGAGACCAUGGUCAGCCAAAUGGUGUUUCUCGUAUCAGUUCUACUUCUAGCUUUUCUCUCAUUCUCCAUCACCUUGGUCUCCUAUAUCUACAUUAUCUUCACUAUCCUGAAGAUACAGUCCACAGCUGGUAGACAUAAAGCUUUCUCCACCUGCAGCUCGCACAUAACAGUGAUGGUUUUGUAUUAUGGAGCUGUGUUGUUCCGUUAUUUGAGGUCCAGCUCAGUUCCUUCGGUGUCUCUAGACAGACUGUUCUCCAUCCAGUACAGCGUCUUAACCCCCAUGUUAAAUCCUAUCAUCUACAGCCUGAAUAACAGAGAAGUGAAAAGAGCUCUGAGGAAAAUACUGGGGAAAAUGCAAGGCAAGCACAUUUCAUAA
This is a messenger RNA of Alligator mississippiensis (American alligator), 939 nucleotides long. RefSeq names its product olfactory receptor 5A2-like. The transcript has a single exon. NCBI's taxonomy places the organism in Eukaryota, Metazoa, Chordata, Crocodylia, Alligatoridae. The record is from RefSeq and is a predicted model, not a curated record. Gene Ontology annotation, cellular component: membrane. Gene Ontology annotation, biological process: G protein-coupled receptor signaling pathway. The coding region runs from base 1 to 939 and encodes 312 amino acids. Gene Ontology annotation, molecular function: G protein-coupled receptor activity; olfactory receptor activity.